Molecule: messenger RNA, 2188 nt
Organism: Miniopterus natalensis
Lineage: Eukaryota; Metazoa; Chordata; Mammalia; Chiroptera; Miniopteridae
Source: RefSeq, a predicted model, not a curated record
GGGCUCGGUCCACCGGCGAGGGCCGCUCGACAGAAGGAUGCCACGGAGAAAGAAAAAAGUUAAAGAAGCCUCUGAAGCUCAGAACUUGGAGAAGAAAGAUGCAGAAACUGCUAGUCCUGUCAAUGUGAAGAGGAAACGUAAAUUGGAGGAUGCAUUCAUUGUGAUAUCUGAUAGUGAUGGAGAGGAACCAAAGGAGGAGAAUGGAUUGCAGAAAAUGAAGACAAAACAGUCGAAUAGAGCAAAGUGUUUGGCUAAAAGAAAAAUUGCACAAAUGACAGAAGAAGAACAGUUUGCUCUGGCUCUCAAAAUGAGUGAGCAGGAAGCUAGGGAAGUGAACAGCCAGGAGGAGGAAGAAGAGGAGCUCUUGAGGAAAGCCAUUGCAGAAAGCCUGAAUAGUUGCCCGCCUUCUGAUGCUUCUGCUACGAGAUCUCGACCUCUGGCCAGUGGACCAUCUUCACAGUCCCACCAAGAGAAAACCACAGACUUUGGGAUCACUGAAGGCAUAUGGCAGCUGGUACCUCCAUCACUGUUUAAAGGCUCACAUAUCAGUCAGGGAAACGAGGCUGAGGAAAGAGAGGAGCCUUGGGACCACACUGAAAACACUGAAGAGGAGCCGGUCUCUGGCAGCUCAGGAAGCUGGGACCAGUCAAGCCAGCCAGUGGUUGAGAAUGAGAACGUUAAAUGUUUUGACAGAUGCACUGGCCACUUGGCUGAGCACACACAGUGUGGGAAGCCACAGGAAAGUACUGGGAGGGGAUGUGAUUUUUACGAAGCUGCCCAGGGUAGGGGGGACAUAUCUAGGCACUCUCUGCCUGCCUCAGCAAAUGCCAAACGUCUCCAGAACAGUGGGGGCACUGUGCACUACUUCUGGGGUAUUCCAUUUUGUCCAGCUGGAAUAGACCCUAACCAGUAUACCAAGGUCAUUCUCUGCCAAUUGGAGGUUUAUCAAAAGAGCCUGAAAAUGGCUCAGAGGCAGCUCUUUAAAAAAAAAGGAUUUGGGGAACCAGUGUUACCUAGACCUACUUCUCUGAUCCAGAAUGAAUGUGGCCAAGGAGAUCAGGCUAGUGAAAAAAAUGAAGGCAUCUCAGAAGAUAUGGGAGAUGAAGACAAAGAGGAGGAGAGGCAGGAGUCUAGGGCAUCUGUCUGGCACUCAGAAACCAAGGAUUUCCAAGAAAGCCCAAUUAAAAGCUUGAAAGAGAAACUUUUGUUGAAGGAAGAACCAACAACCAGUCAUGGUCAGUCUUCCCAAGGGCUAUUUGCUGAGGAAACUUCUGAAGAAGGAAACUCUGAACCUGCCUCACAAAGCAUUGCUGCUUUGACCAGUAAGAGAAGCUUAGUCCUUAUGCCAGAGAGUUCUGCAGAGGAAAUCACUGUGUGUCCUGAGACACAGCUAAGUUCCCCUGAAACUUUUGACCUUGAAAGAGAAGCCUCUCCAGGUAGCAGAGACACCCCAGAUGAAGUAACAAUAAUAAUGGCAGAUGAGGAGGUUGGUAACAGGGAAGAUGCUGAGAAAGAAAUACCUUCUUCUACCUUCUCAUCCAGCACCAAGGUAUCCUGCCCACUAUGUGACCAAGGCUUCCCACCCACAAAGAUUGAGCGACAUGCUAUGUACUGCAAUGGGCUGGUGGGGCAAGAUACAGGUAAGGACUUACCUGUCUGUGUGAUGGUUUUGUAAUUUUAUACAGUACAGUGCAGAAAAGAGAGUUCUUCAAAGUUCCAGUUGUUUUUUGUUUUGAUUUAUAUCUAGUUAAAUUUUUAGUACUUUUCAUGUUCUUUAUUACUUUGGCAGGUAUGUUAUUUUGUGGCACAUAACUGAGGAGAAGGGGAAGGGGAAAAUCUUUUAUCAUUUUAAUGUUUCAACUUGCUCUUUGCCCAGAUUCAGUGCAAUGCCAUGGACUUUGCAUUUCAAUUUAUAUAUUCAAAUAUUGAGAUUCCUAUGGAACUUGAGGAACUAAUUUUCUAGAGCUGCCCGUUUUCAAUUCAAAAUAAGUACCUUGUGGGUCUUUGUGUGUGUAUGUGUGUUUGUAAGUAAAUUCUACCUAAAGACAGCAGCUGAAAAAUACUUCUAAUUUUCAUUCAUGUGCUACAUGUCUCUGCUGCAUCACCCUGGAGCUAUUGGUUAUUUUAAAAAAUUUUUAAAUUUUUGGUUAAUCUUCACUAGAGGAUAUUUUUCCCAUUGAUUUUUACG